Micropterus dolomieu (smallmouth bass) is the source of this 3188-nucleotide messenger RNA. RefSeq names its product TBC1 domain family, member 15 (gene tbc1d15). Gene Ontology annotation, molecular function: GTPase activator activity. Gene Ontology annotation, biological process: activation of GTPase activity. The coding region runs from base 314 to 2116 and encodes 600 amino acids. The record is from RefSeq and is a predicted model, not a curated record. Lineage: Eukaryota; Metazoa; Chordata; Actinopteri; Centrarchiformes; Centrarchidae. The transcript has 17 exons.
CUCGCGCUUCUCAGCAGCGAGAUGUUUCAGACUUCCACUGUUGUUGGUAUCAUCCUUGUUCACCCGGAGCUCUGUGAGACUAAGUUACCACUUUAUAUUAAAACCAGACAAAACAGGAGACUGUUUAGAGAAAACACAAGAGAGGAAAUACCUGGUUAUCUUUGAACACGAAGGAGUCUUCAUACAUCCGGGCGGCGAUGAAGAUGGCAUCGAGCAGGAUUUACUGAUUUCAGGGUCACUUCGGAUUGUUGACAAGGAUGCAGAGAUCAUCGUGGAGUACAGACCUUUGGAAGAGACCGUCGACCCAUCGAACAUGCUGUGUGCUGGAAAGGACUCCAGCUCAGUCGUGGAGUGGGACCAGUGUUCAGGAGCGAGGUCCCACCAGCUGUUGGAGACACAGCACAGCUACGAGACGGAGUGGGACAUGGUCAACGCUGUGUCCUUCAAGAAGAAAGCCUGUACAAACGGAGAAGGCGCUCUGAACCACAGCCAUGAGAGGAGCAGGUGGGCGUUGACCUUCAGUGUUGGCGACCUCAGGUCCAUCACGGUGAAGGUGGAGGGUUGGACCUUCCUGGUGUUCAGACUGAAGGAGUCGUCCGCCUCGCUGCCUGCUUUGCACUUCCACCAGGGCGGCAGCAAAGAGUUCCUGGACAGCCUGCGGAGAUUCGCUCUGCUCAGCGAGGCUCCAGAUGACGAAACGUGUCUGUUGGUCAGCACGCCGAACAAAGCUCUCUCGCAGUCCUUUGAGAACCUUCUGGAUGACAACAACUUCGGCCUCGUUCAUCAGAAGCUCAGGAAGGACCCGUAUGUCACCACCCUGGGAGGCUUCUCCAAAGUCACCAACUACAUAUUCGACGCUUUCCGGGGGACAGAGGAGCAGCACCAGCGCCCCCCGGAGGAAGUGGCCGACCUGCUGGGUGAAGUCAUCCCGGGGCUGGAGAUCAACCAGCAGGAGGAGCCCGGCUUCGAGGUCAUCACCAGGAUCGACCUGGGGACGAGGCCUCAGGUGACGAGGCGGGAGCCGCUGUCAGCAGAGGCCUGGACCAAACACCAGGAUCCAGAGGGGAGGAUGACCAACAUCCCGCGCCUCCAACAAGUCAUCUUCAAAGGGGGACUCUGUCAUGCUGUGAGGAAGGAGGCCUGGAAGUUCCUGUUGGGGUAUUUCCCCUGGGCCAGCACGAUGGAGGAGAGGAAAGCCCUGCAGAGAGCCAAAACGGACGAAUACUUCAGGAUGAAGCUGCAGUGGAAGUCGGUCAGCGAGGAGCAGGAGAGGAGAAACUCCAGGCUGAGAGACUACAGGAGUCUGAUCGAGAAAGACGUGAACCGAACAGACCGAACCAACAGAUUCUAUGAAGGCAUCGACAACCCAGGCCUGGUGCUGCUCCACGACAUCCUGAUGACCUACUGCAUGUACGACUUUGACCUGGGUUACGUUCAGGGGAUGAGCGACCUGCUGUCUCCGAUCCUCUACGUGAUGGAGAACGAGGUGGACGCCUUCUGGUGUUUUGUCUCCUUCAUGGACCAGAUGCACCAGAACUUCGAGGAGCAGAUGCAGGGCAUGAAGACCCAGCUGAUACAGCUCAGUACUCUGCUGAGACUGCUGGACUUGGCCUUCUGGAACUACCUCGAGUCUCAGGAUUCAGGUUAUCUGUAUUUCUGUUUCCGCUGGUUGUUGAUCAGAUUCAAGCGGGAGCUCAGCUUCCAGGACGUCCUGCGGCUCUGGGAGGUGAUGUGGACCGGUCUGCCCUGUCAGAACUUCCACCUGCUGGUCUGCUGCGCCAUCCUGGACUCUGAGAAACAGAAGAUCAUGGAGGAGAACUACGGCUUCAACGAAAUCCUCAAGCACAUCAACGAGCUUUCGAUGAAACUGGACAUAGAAGAAAUCCUUCAGAAAGCCGAGGGCAUCAGUCUGCAGAUACAGAGCUGUAAGGAUUUGCCUCGCUCUAUCAGCGUCAUCUUGGGCUUCGACACGGACGUUUCCGGCUCCGACCCGACGGACUCUGGAUCUCCUCCGGCUCCCCGACCGGCACAGCGACCGGACGCCUGCUCCAACGGCCACGGACACUUGAGAGAAACCAGCUCUCACAACAGCUGCAAAGUUGCCUUCACGUCGUAGUGACCAGCCGGUCCAAUCAGAGACUGACUCAGCGUCAGCAGGAGGACGGAGGCAGCGAAUCGCCCCGACAACAGAAACGAAGAAGAGGAGGAGGAGGAGAAUGUAAAAAGGGUUUAAGAUUAUUCAGAAUCUUAUUUUUGUAAUCUCUUGUACCAUAUUGUCUCUUUCAGUCAGUCAUUCCUUCUGUCCUGCUCGCGAUGCUCCGCUCAGCCAGCAGAGAGAGACUGAAGCCUCCACAGGGGGGCGCCGGAGAGCUGGAGGUGAAUCUGACUCCGACGUCACACUCAGUCAGAUCUGAACACACUAAACAUGUGACGUCCACUUCCCGAGGAGUCGGGUCCAGAAAUCAGCUUAGAGAGCAGAGAGAGACGCUUGCUUCAUGGUUUUAAGGUUCCUCAGCCUCUCAGUGAUCCAGAGACAGCUGUCUGUACAUGCUAACAGCUGAUCCAGCUACAGUUUGGCUAAAUGUCAACCCGUCCCCGUCCCCCCCCAGUCCCCCGCAGUCUGAACGGAGGUUUGGACCGGGAGGGGGUCGGUCGUCGUCUUCUGACCCGUGACGUGUUUAUCUGAGCCGUCCGGUCCGGCCUCGUGCUUUCCUGGCUGCGUGUUUCCACUCCUGAUAUUUCUUUUCUCACAGUACGGCAGUUUUAAUUUGAACCAAACGCCUCGUUACGCUGCUCGCCGCUCGCUGUACCGCCCAGAUCAAACGCCUCCAGCUCUCAUCGCGUGACCCCCUCUCCGUAUCAGUCCAACAUGAAACUGCUGGUUCCAUCUGAAGUGGAAUAAAAGAGUUUCCCCUGAUGUGUGUUUCAUGUGGUGAACACUGCAGCAUUUUAGGGAACGUUCAAACCAAAGUUAUUACAGGUUUCAGACAAAUUUAGCUUUUGAUUUCAUGAACAUCUGAAUUAUUUUAUCUUUUAAUAUAAAUCUCCUCAUUUAUUUUCAACAUGUGAAACUUUUCCUUUGAAAGCAGCACAAGCAGCUGUUUGAAUGACGCUGUCUGACGUGAAUCCACAGCUUUAUUAUUAUCACUGAAUGAUUGGCAGGACAAUAAAUAUGUUUAUUAAUAAAG